UCCCUCUCUUGUCCCCUCCCUCCUCUCUCCCUCCUCUCCUCUCUCUCGUCUUUCAGCCAGACUGUUUUUUGCUGCAGUGAGCGGCAGCCGUGGAGAAAGAGACGUGAGAAAGGCGCUUGAAAAAGGGGGGCGCAAAACACCACAAAAAAAACAAAACAACAAAAGACACAAGAAAGAAGGAUUUCGUCGCCAGAAAGAGUGGAUAACAUCAGACUGAGUGGAAAGGAAGGAGCUUCCAGAAGCAAAGAGCAUCACCACCAGGGAAGCCAAGUGGAGACAAGGAGGCGGAACGUAACGGUCGCCCUCCUCUGGGAUCCCCCUCCUGAGCUCCUGGCAGGCCCUCCUUCACUUGAGGUUUCAGCGUAAACAAGCAGGAUCUGUGUGCCCAACCAUGGCUUUCCCAUCAGCCCCUGCUCCGUUAUGGAUUGCCGGCUUAAUGACGCUAGCCUUCGCAGCUGCAGUUCACAGCAACGUUGUCUUUGACGACGACCCCCUGCAGCCCGUCACUUCCGACGAGAUGGUGUCGGUGGGCGGCACAGUCAAGCUGACCUGCCGGGUGGCCGAAAGCGACAACUCGUCCCUGCAGUGGUCCAACACGGCCCAGCAGACGCUAUAUUUCGGAGAGAAGAGAGCACUGCGAGACAACCGCAUCCAGCUGCACCGCUCCACACCCACCGAGCUCUCCAUCACCAUCUCCGAGGUGCAGCUGUCCGAUGAGGGCGAGUACACCUGCUCCAUCUUUACCAUGCCAGUGCGCACUGCCCGGGCCACAGUCACCGUGCUAGGUGUGCCAGGCAAACCUCACAUCUCUGGAAUAGAGAAUCCGGUGCAGGAGGGGGGCACCGUCACUCUGACCUGCACCAGCACAGGCAGCAAACCCCCCGCCAGGUUGCACUGGUUUCGUGGGGACGAGGAGCUGGAAGGCCGCCCGGACGUAGUGGAGUCGGUUCCGGAUGAGCCCACGUACAACGUGAGCAGCGAGCUGACGCUGGAGGUGAGCCGCAGUGACGACAACCAGGUCAUCACCUGCGCCGUCGACCAUCCCUCCCUGGCACCGGGGGACAAGAGGAGCGAACACGCCCUGAGAGUCUUGUAUUCCCCGAAUGUUCAGAUCCUGCCUGAGAGCGAUCUGCCUCGCGAGGGGGAGAAGUUUCAUCUCCAGUGUUUGGGCAACAGCAACCCUAAGCCGUCGUCCUACAUUUGGGAAAAGAAAGAUGGAGAGCUCCCCCCACUGGCCAAAGCCAACGGUGCGUUCCUGCACUUUGAGAUGCUGAACAAAACGGACAACGGUGUGUACCUGUGCUUCGUGGACAACGGCAUCGGGAGCAGCGUUGGGGAAUACAUGUUGCUGGUGCAAGACCCGGACACCACGUUGGUCUCUGCGACCUCUUCUCCUACGCCGCCAUAUUCUUCCCUCGCGACUGAUUCCCCUUCUUCCUCCACCAUUCUGGAACUUUCCUCCGCCGCGUUCCAGCCUGAGAGCACCACCAGGCUCUCCAACGACCUUUUCCCCGACCUCACCUUCACGCCUGACGCCUCAUCUACUUCCACUCUGACUCCACCUCCCUUCACUGCAAGCGUGGUGCCUUCCUCCCCCUUCCCCUCCUCCCUCCCUACCUUCUCCACAUCCUCAGUUUCCGACUCGCAGAACGGACUUUUCACUUCCACAGCUGCUGACAACAUUGCAGACCCCACCGCCAUGUCCACGUCCUCGGGCGUGGACCACGCCGUGAUCGGAGGGGUGGUGGCUGUCAUCGUCUUCAUCCUGCUCUGCCUCCUCAUCGUCCUUGGAAGAUACCUCAUCAGACACAAAGGAACAUAUUUGACCCAUGAGGCCAAAGGUUCCGAUGACGCUCCAGACGCUGACACGGCCAUCAUCAACGCCGAGGGCGGCCAUUCCGGAGCAGAGGACAAGAAGGAGUACUUCAUCUAGUUAGGAGGAGGAUGGAAGGAGUGAAGGGAGGAGAAGAGGAGAGAAGGAAAGAACAAUCUUGCAUUUGUUUUCACGCCACUCAGUUGGAGGAGGGGCGGGGGGCGGAUAGAGGAGGAGGGGGAACUUUUUGCAUCGAUACAGGGAUGUGAGAUUUGCACUGACAGAAACACACACAUACACACACACACACACACACAGAGCGUCAAUUAACCAACACACCUCCUGCUAACCUAUGAAUUGUUCUUCUUAUUAUUUGUAUUAUUAUUUGGAUUCCACCUUUUUCUAACCAGCUCCAAAAUUGUAACUCACGUUCCGACUUCCUGAGCUGCUACACCACCCGUCACUAACCCGCCCACCCGCUACCCCACCUCCGACCAACGCCGCCCUUAACGUCCUUCCCAUCAAGCGGUCGGAAUGCUAACAGGCCCUCCAUGUACGUAUGAAUAUAUUUAUAAAUAUCUAUAAAUAUAGCAUUGUUUGUAUGGACAGAAGGCUGUAAAUAAGAACACUGCUCAUGUACGUCACCUUCCUCCUUCAGUACUCGUAUUGCCUGGUUUACUACAUGCGUACUACAGAUGAUACAAAAUAGAUGCUAAUACUUGUAAGAAGUACCAACAAAGGCGUUGCAAUGUAAACUAACUUUAAUAUUUCUAAAAGGACUUUCUGUGUUUUUUUUUAUUCCUUCUGGGGACAUGAGAGUUGUCAGUGUUUACACUCGCAGUCAACACGCUGUACCGUCACUCAUCAUACCGGUGUUUGAUUCCAAGCUCGCAGGCAGCCCAUUGUCACAAUAAGGCCUCUGUCCCGCCGUCUUGAAGGAAGGAUUCCAUCAGCGAAGCGCGUCGCCGGCUGGCAGAGGCAGGCCUUGGCGAGGGACCACAUGAUGGAAAUAGAUCGCAAUCUCACUAAGAGGCUGCAGGGGCCGAGACGGGUGGCGGGCUCUGCGCCAGGCUGCACUCCCAAGCCCGAAAGUCGUCUAAGAACUUUUAACGUCCUCAUCUUUCUCUUCCGGCGCUGCGCUCGUCCGUUUCUUUUUAUUCUUUAAUCAAUCAGCUCGUCUGCGUCCUCGUUCACCUUCAAACCCCGCGCCCACCCCCUCCCCAAGCUUCGAUAUACGUGAUUGAUGUCCUGCUUUGCACACAUGCUCCUUAUGGACACUGAUGUGGGCAAAAGUAUUAAGACACAGCCACUUCAAUUGAUCAGUUAGUCGUCUAUCUUAGCAGGACAAUUGUAUGCUUCCAGUGAAAGCAUUGGGGACAUUCCCUUUUAUGUUCCCAGUGCACAACGCGCUGUCCCAACACUUUUGUCCAUAUAAUGUGUGUCUCUACCGUGUUUUAUUUGCAAUGUUCAGGGAUUCUUCUUGUACCCCUAACCACCCCCUCGUUGUUGACUGCUAGCGAAUGUGCUAACGUUUGCAAGCCAGCGGUCCCCAAACCAGUUUGGAUCAAAGAAGGUCUUAGCGUUGGGUUCUCCCGAUGUUCUUCACGUCUGCAGGCCAGAGGACGCAUGUGCUUUUUGUCCCACAGUCCACUUCGUGCUCCCCCCCCCCCCCCCCCCCCCCCCCCAAUUGGAGUCUUUUAAAGAGAAGAAGCAUAGCUGCGUUGUCCUCCAAGCGUCGUAGUGUUUUGACAAAACUAAUGGACCUAUAUUUGCCUGUAAUGGUCGUCCUGUUCUUCGUCUUAUAGCUAAUGUGCUAGCAUGUAGCGUGCAUGAGAACCUGUGGGUGAUGUUAGAUAGUGUGGGGACAUGUCAGGAGAAUCAACGACGUCUCUCGCGGGGGGGGAGAGCACAAAAAGUCGUCCUCCGUCCUCUGACCUACAGCGGGCACAAGACGUAAGACGUAAGCUGUCUGGCAGAAGACAAAAAAAAAAGGAGGCUGUGACCGUUCACCUUCCAGCGCGUCCGUGCAGUGUUGAGCAGUUGCCACUAGGUGUCAGCAAAAGAGCAGCUUUUCUUUGUGUACAUUUAAAUUAUGUCCUUGCAUUUCCUCACAUUGACUUGAUAAUCAUUCCUUUUUUUAGACCUUUAGAUGCUCCAAAACUUGAACGUUAGACAUUUAAACAUUUUAUUUUUUGUAUUUGUGUAUAUAGUCUUGCCUUUACUGGAUACUAGCGUGCAUCCAUACACACUUUGUGUGUGUAGGAGUGACAAGUGUGUGUUAUCGACCCAAACAGGCGCAUCCACAAGAGUUGUGUUUAGUCUUUGUUGCUAGUGUCAUUGUUUUGGAUGACAUGUCUUCUUCUUUCAUAUCACAUGACAACAUACCGGUCAUGUUUGUUCAUUGUUACCAUGACGAAUGAGGAUGAUGAUGAUGUCACGAUAAAGGCAAGUCCCAGCCAGCCGCAUGCUGUGGUGGCUUUGCCGCUGUUGGCACUUAUGUUCAAACUGUACUUAAUUUGCUUUCUUCCUUUUGUUGGAUUUGGUUUAUUUUUGUUUAGUUUUUUGUUCAAAUACCAGUUUGGUUGUUGACUUCAAUAAAGAUGCAAUUGGGUUAAUUUCA
Dunckerocampus dactyliophorus (ringed pipefish) is the source of this 4433-nucleotide messenger RNA. RefSeq names its product cell adhesion molecule 3 (gene cadm3). The coding region runs from base 392 to 1933 and encodes 513 amino acids. Lineage: Eukaryota; Metazoa; Chordata; Actinopteri; Syngnathiformes; Syngnathidae. Gene Ontology annotation, cellular component: presynaptic membrane. The record is from RefSeq and is a predicted model, not a curated record. Gene Ontology annotation, biological process: homophilic cell-cell adhesion. The transcript has 12 exons.